Beta vulgaris subsp. vulgaris (sugar beet) is the source of this 1548-nucleotide messenger RNA. RefSeq lists its product as uncharacterized. The transcript has a single exon. NCBI's taxonomy places the organism in Eukaryota, Viridiplantae, Streptophyta, Magnoliopsida, Caryophyllales, Amaranthaceae. The record is from RefSeq and is a predicted model, not a curated record. Bases 1 to 1548 code for a protein of 515 amino acids.
AUGCCUCCGAGAGUCGAGCCACGCACAUUGAAGGAGCUCACAGCUCCUAACCUUGAUCAGCAACCUUUAUGCAUUACAUUCCCUCAAGAAGAUGAAGGGGAAAAUUUUGAGCUGAAAUCAGGAUUAAUACAUUUGCUUCCGACAUUCUAUGGGCUAAAUGGUGAGGAUCCGAAUAAGCAUCUUUCGGAGUUCCAUGUGGUGUGUAGCAGCAUGAAACCAAGUGGCGUGUCGGAAGAAAAGGUGAAACUCAAGGCAUUUCCAUUCUCAUUAAAAGGUGCGGCAAAUGAUUGGCUAUACUACCUUCCACCGGGUAGCAUUUCUACGUGGGCUGAUUUGAAAAAGGCUUUUCUCGAGCAAUAUUUUCCGACUUCAAUGUCUUCGGUGUUGAAAAAGGAGAUAAGCAACAUCGAGCAAAAGAGUGAUGAAACCUUUUAUGAGUACUGGGCUAGAUUCAGGAAGUUAUGUGCUAGUUGUCCUUAUCAUGGCUAUGCAGAUGAAGACUUAGUGCUUUACUUCUAUAAUGGAUUAAGUGGUGAAGAUGCACGAAUGGUUAAUGCAGCAAGUGGAGGUUCAAUUGUGAAUAAAACUGCACAAGCUGCUAAAGAUUUGAUAAACGAGCUAGCUGAGGGCUCGAGACAAUUCACUAGAAGAUCAGGGGCUCGUCGUAUGGCUACCGAAAGUCCUGGAACUUCUAAAUUAGAGGAUCAAGUGCAAGCAUUGACAUCUAUGGUUCGGGAAUUCAUGACAAAGGACAAGAAUACUCAACAUGUGAAAGCUUGUGGCAUUUGCUCUUUAAAUCAUUCCACAGAUUUCUGUCCUCAUUUGCAGGAGGAAGCGAGUGAAGAGGUGAAGGCGGCCGGAUUUCAGGGCCAAGGUUUUCAGAAGCGGUAUGACCCAUAUUCCAAUACAUAUAAUCCUGGCUGGCGAGAUCACCCCAAUUUGAGAUAUGGUAAUGUUUCGGGAAACCAGCAGGGACCGCACCAGUAUAACCGUCCUCCACCUCCUUACCCGAGACACCAGGAGCAAGGAGCUCCACAUUUUAGGCCACAAGGCCAAGUACAGGGACCGAGUACCAGCAUGUCAACUGAAGAUAUGAUUAAUGCUUUAACUAAAAAUGUGACUAACAUGCAGGGAAAUAUGGUUCAAUUUCAGGAGGAGACCCGAUCGAGCAUCAAGAAUUUGGAGCAACAAAUGAGUCAGGUCUCUGGAGCAGUGAGCCGAUUAGAGGCGCGAGAUUCGGGAAAGCUACCGUCUCAAACGGAGCUUAAUCCGAAACAAAAUGCAAGUGCAAUCACUUUGAGGAGCGGAAAAGAGAUAAAAGGAAGAGAUAAAGAGGUCGAGGAGGAGAUUGUUGUUUAUAAGCCAGAGCCGGAGCCUGAGCCAGAACCAGAGCCCGAACCUGAGCCUUCCACAUCUCAUGAGAAGUCCAAGCAACCACCACCUCCACCACUUUAUGAGCCAACUCCUCCUUUUCCAGAAGCACUGCGAGAUACUCGGAAAAAGAAUGUGAUCGUGAUAUUUAUGAGACUUUCCGUAAGUGUGAGGUAA